AUGUCGGCAUUAUCACUGAAUUGGAAGAAAUUAAGCUCCAAGAUAAAUAAAGAAAAUGGGAAAGUAACGAAACCCAAAAACAAGAAGACGACCAAUACAAAAGCAAAAACCAAGCCUGACCCCCCAAAAAAGCAGGCCAAAUAUCUUGUGUCAGUCUUUAAAGUCCCAUCAGAAACAGCUACAAUUAAGAAAACAGUCACACCUAUAGAAUAUGCUCUCUGGACAAAGGAAAACAAUAUCUCAAUUUCAGAUCUUCCGGAAUCAUUAAAAGCCAUAUCUUUAUCGCCUCAGGGAACAGACUCACGAAAGAAAGAACCAGGAAAAUAUAUCGCAAUAGACUGUGAAUUUGUCGGUGUGGGUCCAGAAGGAGAAGAAUCCGCAUUGGCUAGAAUCUCGAUCGUGAAUUAUUAUGGACAUGUCAUAUUUGAUGAGUUUGUGAAACCAAGGGAACGAGUCACUGAUUGGAGAACUUGGGUGAGUGGUGUAAGUCCUCGAAAUAUGAAGGAUGCCAUUAGUUUUGAAGAAGCACAAAAGAAAACUGCUGAUGUGUUGGAAGGUAAGAUUUUAGUUGGACAUGCGGUUCAUCAUGAUUUGGAAUCAUUGUUUUUAUCCCAUCCACACGCAAUGAUUAGGGAUACUACUCAAUAUCCUCCCUUUAGAGAGAUUGCGGGUGGUAGAAUUCCAAGCUUGAAGAAAUUGGCUGAACAUUUUUUAAAGAUUGAUAUUCAAGGGGCAGCUCAUUCUUCUGUGGAAGAUGCUAGAGCAACGAUGUUGUUGUUUAGAUUACAUAAGAAGGAUAUCGAAAAGCAUUUACGAAGUAAAUACGGUAGUAGAAGAUAG
Hemisphaericaspora subhashii is the source of this 840-nucleotide messenger RNA. Its product is annotated as putative 3'-5' exonuclease. Bases 1 to 840 code for a protein of 279 amino acids. Gene Ontology annotation, molecular function: nucleic acid binding; 3'-5' exonuclease activity; phosphatidylinositol-4,5-bisphosphate phospholipase C activity. The record is from RefSeq and is a predicted model, not a curated record. Gene Ontology annotation, cellular component: nucleus. Gene Ontology annotation, biological process: lipid metabolic process; rRNA processing; ribosomal large subunit assembly. The transcript has a single exon. NCBI's taxonomy places the organism in Eukaryota, Fungi, Ascomycota, Pichiomycetes, Serinales, Debaryomycetaceae.